CUCCCGGUCUCGCCAAUCUUUCCAGUCGAUAUUCGCUGAGCCUAGCUUCUCGUCCUCCCGCCCGCAACGGCCCGUCUCCGCGCGACACGCGUACAGCAGUGAACAGAAUGGCCGAAGAAGAGGAUUUCAGCGCCCUCCCCUUAACCGAUCGCUGGGUGCACAAGAACUGGAAAGUGCGAAAGCAAGCAUACGAAGAGGCCGCCGCCCUGUUCGAGAAGUCACCGGACGAGUAUGACCCCGUAUUCAGGCCGUUCAUACAAGAUUCGGGCCUGUGGAAAUCGGCGGCGGCGGACUCCAAUGUCGCUGCACAGCAAGAUGGCCUCAGCGCACUCUGUGCUUUCUUGAAAUUCGGCGGGCGCGAAGGAGCAGUGCGAGCGAGACAGCACGCCGUCACGCCCAUCACCGAAAAAGGCCUGUCCUCGACACGAGCUGCGACAAAAGCCUCGUCCAUCGAAGCCCUACUUCUCUUCAUCGAGCUCGACGUCGCCGCCCCUGUCAUCGAGGACAUCCUCCCCACCCUGUCUAAUAAACAGCCCAAACUCGUGGCCGCGUCGCUCGCAGCUCUGACACAAAUAUUCCACAACUAUGGCUGCAAGGUCGCCGAUCCCAAACCCGUGCUCAAGGUUUUGCCGAAGGUCUUUGGCCAUGCAGACAAAAACGUGCGAGCAGAGGCUACGAAUUUGGCCGUCGAGUUCUACAGGUGGUUGCGCGAGGCCAUGAAACCGAUGUUUUGGGGCGAUCUCAAGCCAACCCAGCAGGCGGACCUCGAGGCGCAGUUCGAGAAGGUCAAGGCAGAAGGUGUCCCAAAGCAAGAGCGCCUUCUGAGGUCGCAGCAAGCCGCAAAGGAGCGGGCUCCAGCUGCGGGCGCCGCCGAAGAAGAGUACGAUGAGGGCGGGGACGCCGAAGAACCCGCCGAGAUAGAUGCCUUCGAUCUAGCAGAACCACAGGAUGUCGCCAGCAAGAUCCCAAAGGACUUUUUCGACAACAUUGCCUCGACCAAGUGGAAAGAAAGGAAGGAAGCUCUCGAGGCCCUAUACGCCGUCGUCAACGUACCCCGGAUCAAGGACGGGGACUUCAACGAUGUCAACCGCGUCUUGGCCAAGUGCAUGAAAGAUGCGAACGUAGCAGUGGUCACGCAGGCAGCGCAGUGUAUCGAGCUGCUUGCCAAGGGUCUGCGGAAAUCUUACGCCAAGCACCGGCCCACCGUCAUGCAGCCGAUCAUGGAGAGACUCAAGGAGAAGAAACAAACAGUAGCUGAUGCUCUUGGCGCUGCUCUGGAUGCUGUGUUCACGACCACCAGUCUUACAGAAUGCCUCGAGGAUAUCACCACCUUUCUUGUCAACAAGAAUCCGGCGGUCAAGGAAGGCACCAUGAAGUUUCUCCUCAGGUGCUUGAGAACUACGCGAGACGUUCCUAGCAAGCCCGAAAUCGCCACGAUCGUCGAGUCGGCCAAGAAGUUGCUUUCGGAGUCGAGUGAAGUGCUCCGAUCUGGCGGUGCCGAGAUUCUGGGAACCAUCAUGAAGAUGAUUGGCGAGCGGGGAAUGGGUCCACACCUCGAAGGGUUGGACGACCUCCGAAAGGUCAAAAUCAAGGAAUUCUGCGAGACGGCUGAAGUACGGGCGAAGGAAAAGCCAAAACCGCCACCCGCGCCAGUCGCUCGAGCGCCGCCGCCCUCUCAACCGAAGAAAGUGGGCACGAAGAAAGCGCCAGCGGCCAAGAAGCCACCACCGCCUCCAUCGCAGUACGCGCAGCAGCCUCUUGCACCACAGCCCACGUCACGUGCUGCCCCGGAAGGCAAGAUCGGAAUGCCAAAGCCAACCGGCCUUGGGGGACUCAAAGCACCCCAAAAGCGGACGCUCCCAGGACUGGGUGCUGCCUCGCCGCGGCGCCCAGCAGCAGCCCCGUCUCCUCCCCUCGAGGAGGAGGAGGAGGAGGAAGAGCUGCCGCCCACCCCGGCGAAGGUGGCUCCGCGCCUUGGUCUCGGCAGGGGCGGGCUUGCUGGUCGUUCCUUGGCCAAGCCGGCUGCGCCCUCGCAGCCAGUCGCACCGCCAUCACCAACCCCAUAUUCCAACUUCUCGCACACUGACCGAGCCGAGCUCGAAGAACUCCGUUCGGCAAAUGAGCGUCUGCUGAAGCAGCUCGACGAUGCACGGCACGAUCGGUCCAAACUUCACUCUGAGAUCCAGGAACUUAAGAAUCAGAAUGCCGGUCUGAUUGAAGACCACACCAGGGACGUGCUCUCCAUCAAAGCUAAAGAAACGCAGUUAGUUAGGGCUCGCAGUGAUGCAGAAGCUGCAGAGCAGACAAAUGAGCGCCUCCAGCGCGAGCUCGACCGGCUCAAGCGUGCCUUGAGCAAAGCUGAGGCGUCUAGCGCCAGUGUUAGGUCGCCUAGUCCCAGCUCGCCUCUCCUCGGACACCGAACGAUGAGUCCGCACCAGCAGGAUAUUUAUCGUGACGGCGAUCACUACUCCGGUUCAAACUUCAACCGCCGGAGCUUUGCCAGCACACGAAGCGAGGAGAAAGAGAACGGCGACAACGUGCCAUACCCUCACACUAAGCUGUCUCCCGCGCUUAGGUACACGGGCAGUGCAGCUAGCGGGCGGGGAAGCCCCGCGCGUGGAUUCCGGUAUAUGGGAGACGAUACAGCAUCCGACAAUGCUGUCGGCGGCAUAGGGCAUAAUGCUCCCAGUGAUGGCGUAAGCAGUAGGGCUGACAGUCGAGCUGGGGCCAGGCAAGGCGACGCACCCCCGAGUGGAAUAUCGACUGGCAAUGGGGUGGAGAGCUGGAAGAGGGCCGCCGAAGUCACAAGCCAGUUGAAGGCUCGGAUCGAGAUGAUGAAGGCCAAACAAGGCAUGAGCCGGAACUAGCAGAGCCAAGCGUCGUGCCAAGCUUCGUCCUAGGACUCAGCUUACUCACAUAACCCAACACUUUCUGCACUUAUACACCUUCGCUUCGUUUAUAGGUUUUGAACAAUGGACUGGCGGAAGUAUCAGCUCGUUUAUUUGUAUGCAUUUACAAGGCGCCGGGACACGAACAUACCCCUCUCUUUUUCGU
Messenger RNA from Lasiosphaeria miniovina, 3054 nucleotides. RefSeq names its product armadillo-type protein. Bases 108 to 2867 code for a protein of 919 amino acids. Gene Ontology annotation, molecular function: microtubule plus end polymerase activity; microtubule plus-end binding. The record is from RefSeq and is a predicted model, not a curated record. Gene Ontology annotation, biological process: microtubule polymerization; mitotic spindle organization; establishment or maintenance of microtubule cytoskeleton polarity. NCBI's taxonomy places the organism in Eukaryota, Fungi, Ascomycota, Sordariomycetes, Sordariales, Lasiosphaeriaceae. The transcript is spliced from 3 exons. Gene Ontology annotation, cellular component: spindle pole; spindle pole body; microtubule plus-end.